GCAAGUGUAAACAAAAGUAAAUAAACAGUAACAGUAGUUUGGGACUAUUGAAAACUUCUAUGAGUAACGCUACGGCCACGGCGUAUCGCAGGCGGACAGCGUUUAUUCGGUCCGCUGUAAUCGAGCGGCCGCGGCCGGCCGGUAGGAUUGUGGAGCCAGCUUUUUGUAGCUAACUUCACACGCAUAGUGGUGCUGACGAAGCAUACGUGAGCAAAUGGUUUGCAUAUCACGGUAUGUUGUUCUUAGCCGACAAGAAUAAACCACGAGAUGGUCGAUAAUGUUGAGGAUUCAGUGGAAUGUGGCGAGGGAAAAAAAGGCAGACAAAAGGAAAACACUGAAAAAGGGGAGAAAAUUCGGGACCAAGAUUCACCUCAACCAUCAACUCAAGAGGAACAUGCAGCAGCGGAGACUCCUACAAAAAUACCCAAAAUGAAAGUUUUCAGAUUUCCGAAAACCCACAAAACCAACUCAGCAAAAGUUUUUAUGAGUACUUCUGCUAAGGCACCUGACCUGACGAAGCGUUGAAUGUUAUGAAAUCCAUUCAAUCAAAAAGGGUGGCCCCCAAAGAUGAAUAUUCAUUGUG
Molecule: messenger RNA, 583 nt
Organism: Acanthoscelides obtectus
Lineage: Eukaryota; Metazoa; Arthropoda; Insecta; Coleoptera; Chrysomelidae
Source: the annotation of a GenBank genome assembly